AUGUGGACGCACCCGAAGCUGACGCCCUCCAACAUCCACCUGCAAAAGGUGUCUGGGGCGCUCACCAACGCCGUCUUCUUCGUCACAUUCAACCCCCGCCACGAGCCGACCUCGCCUUCCAUGUCGCCGAUGCUCACCCCGACCAUGCCGGCGCACGACCCUGACCACCCUCCCAUCCUCACCGAGGAGGACUACCCCCAGACCCUGCUUCUGCGCAUCUACGGCCCUUCGUCGGACCAGCUGAUCUCCCGUGACGAGGAGCUGCGGAUCCUUCACACGCUCUCGACGCAAUACGGUCUCGGUCCGAAGAUCUACGGAACCUUCCUGAACGGUCGUGUUGAGCAGUUCUUCCCGUCGCGUGCCCUGCACGCCGAGGAGCUGCGUGUUCCCCGACUCUCGAUGGGCAUCGCUCGCCGUAUGCGCGAGCUGCACUCGGUCGACCCCGUCAAGCUCGGCUUUGACCACGGACGCGAGAAGCAGCCCAUGAUCUGGACCAGCAUCUCGCAGUGGAUGCCGGCAGCCGAGGAGAUGAUCAACUCCCUGACUGCGCUUGGAGGUACCUGGGAGAUGCUCGGCGAGCAGAUCGCCUUCCACCGCUUCCGCGAGGAGCUCGAGGCGUACCGCCGUUGGGUCACCAGCAAGACUAGCAACGACAAGGAGGUUGUUUUCAGCCACAACGACACCCAGUACGGCAACCUGCUGCUCCUCGACGCCGAGCUCCCCAAGGGCGUCCCCGACCACCACCGCCUGAUCGUUGUCGACUUUGAGUACGCCUCGCCCAACUGCCGUGGCUACGACAUUGCCAACCACUUCCACGAGUGGCGUGCCAACUACCACCACCCCACUCUCUCGCACUCGCUCAUGCCCCACGGCAACUACCCUACCCCCGAGGAGCGUGAGCGCUUCUACCGCGCCUACCUGUCCGUGGAGAUGAGCCAGGGAGAGGAGCUCCUGCGGGACCUCGCCGAUGUCGACGCCGCCAAGGUUGCGCAGCUUGAGGAGGAGACGCUCAGAUGGUCGCCCGCCUCGUCUGCCUUCUGGGCCCUUUGGGGUAUCAUCUCGGCUGAGGAGCAGGUCAGCGGCAUCGCCAGCGAACUGCAGACCGGCCAGCCGUACACUCCGGACUGGGACUAUCUCUCCUAUGCCAUCGAGCGCUUCCAGAUGUUCCGCGACGACGCUCGCCGACUGGGAGUGUUCCCUUAG
This is a messenger RNA of Trichosporon asahii var. asahii CBS 2479, 1203 nucleotides long. Its product is annotated as choline kinase. Gene Ontology annotation, molecular function: ethanolamine kinase activity; choline kinase activity. Gene Ontology annotation, biological process: phosphatidylcholine biosynthetic process; phosphatidylethanolamine biosynthetic process. NCBI's taxonomy places the organism in Eukaryota, Fungi, Basidiomycota, Tremellomycetes, Trichosporonales, Trichosporonaceae. The record is from RefSeq and is a predicted model, not a curated record. Gene Ontology annotation, cellular component: cytoplasm. The transcript has a single exon. Bases 1 to 1203 code for a protein of 400 amino acids.